AUGGUUCAUUGUAAGAAAGAUGUUUAUAAAGGCAAAAGAAGUUUCAGAUUCCUAAAUUUUUGGGUCAAGCACCCUGAUUACAAGAAGAUUAUUGAAGAGGAGUGGGCUAUUAAAAACAGGCUGAUUAGACUGAACAAGCAAAAUUUUUCUAACAUCGGUCAACAAGUUAAAGACCAGAAGGAGCUUCUUAGAAAUCUCCAAAAGGACCUGCAAUUGGAUCCUUUGAAUUAUAUCCUAUUUGAAGAGGAAAAAGCUAUGAAUAAACAUCUUAGAAAGCUGAUUUACUAUGAAGAAAGCUUUUACAAGCAAAGAUCUAGAAUCCAGUGGCUUAGGCUAGGAGAUUCAAACACCAAGUUUUUCCAUAACUCAAUCAAGCAAAGAAGAACUAAAAACAACAUCUCUAUUAUUAAGCUUGAUAAUGGAUAUCUUACUAGAGAUAUUACAGAAGAUGAGGUUAAGAGAGCAGUUUUUUCCAUUGGGUCUGAGAAAGCAACAGGGCCAGAUGGUUUCAACAGCGUUUUCUUCAAGAACUCUUGGGAUAUCAUGAAACAAGACAUUAUGAAAGUUGUUCAGGAUGCUUUUACCUCUGUUAAUUAUGCUGAGUCUCUUGGUGAUUUCAGACCUAUAUCUUGUUGCAAUGUAAUUUAUAAAGUCAUUUCCAAAGUCCUCACUUGUAGGAUUAGUCCUUUAUUGUGUAACUUGGUGUCUGCUAAUCACUCUGCCUUUAUUCCUAAAAGAACCAUAGCUCAUAACAUCAUGUUGGCCCAUGACCUUGUUAGGAAUUACCAUAUUAAGUCUGGCCCUCCUAGAUGCCUCCUUAAAAUUGACCUAAAGAAAGCCUAUGACUAG
Molecule: messenger RNA, 849 nt
Organism: Mercurialis annua (annual mercury)
Lineage: Eukaryota; Viridiplantae; Streptophyta; Magnoliopsida; Malpighiales; Euphorbiaceae
Exons: 4
Coding region: 1-849 (282 amino acids)
Source: RefSeq, a predicted model, not a curated record